Messenger RNA from Aspergillus calidoustus, 1113 nucleotides. Lineage: Eukaryota; Fungi; Ascomycota; Eurotiomycetes; Eurotiales; Aspergillaceae. The record is from the annotation of a GenBank genome assembly.
AUGGGUAUCCACAACGAGCCCGGCUCUCACCGAGUAAAGGCCACCCUCGUCGAGCUAGUCAAGACCAUGCUCCUCCAGUUACUAGACCACAACGACCCCGACCGAGCCUUCAUCACCCGCAAGCCAGAGGACAAGUUCGUCCUGCUGAUCAACAACCUCGGAGGCGUCAGCACUCUCGAGCUAUCAGGCAUCACCGACGAGGUCUACCGUCAGCUCGGCGCAGACUACAAGAUCAAGCCCGAGCGCAUUAUCCAGGGUACAUUCCUCACCAGUCUGAACGGUCUGGGCUUCAGCGUUUCGCUGCUGAAGCUGGUCGACACUGGGCUCGGCCCCGGAAAGUCCUUCCUUGAGCUCAUUGAUGCUCCCGCCGAGGCCGUCGGCUGGGCUGCACCCAUCACCCCGGCUACCUGGGAACACCGUAACUCGCCCCCCGUUGAGCUGAAGCAAGUCAAGACCGGCGAGCAACCACCCAGCAACGUCAAACUCGACAUCUCCACAAUCCGCACAGUCCUCGGCGCCGCCCUGGAACGGAUCAUCUCCGCCGAGCCCAAAAUCACCCACUACGACACAAUUGUCGGUGACGGCGACUGCGGCGUGGGCCUGAAGCGCGGCGCCGAAGCCGUCCUCUCCCUCCUCAACGACUCCUCCGCAAACCUCAACGACGACGUCAUCAACACGGUCAACCGCAUUGUUGGUGUCGUCGAAAACACCAUGGACGGCACUUCGGGCGCCAUCUACGCCAUCUUCCUGAACGCGCUCGUCCACGGGCUCCGCGAGCAGGAUAAGGGCUCCGAAACGCCUGCUAAUGUCGAUAUCUGGGGAACCGCGCUGAAGUAUUCACUCGCUGCGUUGGGGAAGUAUACGCCUGCGAAGCCCGGUGAUCGCACGAUGAUUGAUGCGCUGGUUCCGUUCUGCGAGACGCUCGUUGAGAAGAGGGAUGUGCAUACUGCUGCCAAGGCGGCGGCGGAGGCAACUGAGGCGACAAAGCAUAUGAAGGCGAGCCUGGGGAGGACGGUGUAUGUUGGUGGGGAGGACGAGUGGGUGGGGAAGAUUCCCGAUCCUGGUGCGUACGGCCUCAGCGUAUUCUUUGAGGGGUUGGCGAGCGCUCUUUAG